AUGCUGGGAGCCGCAGCCUCCAACGAGCGCUCCCCUCGCGAGCUUGCGCACUCCGUCAGAGCACGUCGACGCCAGGCGGGAUCGAGCGUGACAGACGCUGACGUCGGCGACGCCGGGGAGCGCGGGGACGUGGGCUUUGGAGAGUGCGCAGUGGGCGCGGCGGCGGCGACCCCUCGGCCUCUCUCGGGAGGGGGCGACGCCGCGAUGGGGGCGGCGGCGGCGGAAGCCGAUCGGACUCUCUUUGUGGGCAACCUGGAAACUAAAGUGACCGAGGAGCUCCUUUUCGAGCUUUUCCACCAGGCUGGGCCAGUAAUAAAAGUGAAAAUUCCAAAAGACAAGGAUGGUAAACCAAAGCAGUUUGCAUUUGUGAAUUUCAAACAUGAAGUAUCUGUUCCUUAUGCAAUGAAUCUACUUAAUGGAAUAAAACUUUUUGGAAGGCCCAUCAAAAUUCAGUUUAGAUCAGGAAGUAGCCAUGCCUCACAGGAUGUUAGUUUGUCAUAUUCCCAGCAUCAUGUUGGAAACUCAAGCCCUACCUCCACAUCUCCUAACAGACAUGAAAGGACUAUGGAUAACAUGACUCCAUCACAACAGAUAAUUCAGAGAUCUUUCUCUUCACCAGAAAAUUUUCAGAAACAAGCAGUGAUGAACAACGUUUUGAGACAGAUGCCAUAUGGCGGGAAAUUUGGUUCUCCGCAUUUUGAUCAGUCAGGAUUUUCCCCAUCAGUUCAGUCACAUAAUCAUAGUUAUAACCAGUCUUCAAGCUCCCAGUGGCGUCAAGAUACACCAGCAUCACUGCGUAAAACCAGGCAGAGUUCUCAUCCCUACAUAGUAGACAGACACUAUAGUCGUGAACAGCAUUACAGAGGACACAGAGAUGAUUACUUCUAUGAAGACAGGAAUCGCGAUGGCUGGAGCCAUGACCACGAUAACAGAAGAGACAGCAGUAGAGCUGGAAAGUGGCAUUAAUCUCAAAACUAACAAGUGUCCAAAGGAUCAUCCUAGGCCCUUUGGACUAAGUUGGUCUGGAAUGUUUUGUUAAAACUGGACAAAGCAGUUUUAUAAGUUGCCACGUUUCUUGAUAAAUUUUUUAAAACAUUGCUAUAGUCUGAUACAGAAAUGAGAAGACUUAUGAUUACAGUUUUUAUUGAUAACCUUUCACCUCAGGGCUUCAUGAAGAGGAAAGGGUUUUAUGCAAAAGAAAGUUCCACAAUUCCUAAUUGUUUUAGAAAUUGAGGAAAGCACAUGUUGUAUGUAUUGGUUGUAUCAUAAAGCAAAUAUUUUAAUGAUCUAUUACCUAUUGUAUUGCAAGAACCUGCUUAUUAGUGAAUCACAUUUAGUGUAUAUGAUAGAAAACAUUCAAGUUGGUAGUCUAAAAUACGGUAGUAUUUUGUUAACAAAUGAGAAAAUGUAAUUUCAGUGAUUUGUUUUUCUAACAUUUGAGAAAGAUUAUUGGUAAAGUUUGUGAAUAAUCAUAUUGUUUAACUUCAUGGAGAAUGUAAAUGUAAGUUCUGUGACAUGCUCUUUGAGUUUUCCCUAAUUGGAUAUCAAGUGUAAAUCUACACUUCCUAUUUCAUUCUAAAAUAUUAGAAUUUUCUCAUUAAAUCAUGUUUGACUAAAUAACUGAAGUCACUCAGGAAGUUAAAUAUCUCUAAAUGUAUUUUUUUAAAUUAAAAAUUCAGUAUUAGUAUAAAUUCUCCUUUUUAGGAAGAACAAAAAUGCACAUGCAGAGUCAGAUAAAAGGAUUUACUGAAAGUAUGCUUGUUUGGGAAAAGGUUCAUAAAGCCUUUAAGUGCUGCCUCUAUUACUCAAACUUUAAAAAUUUACAACUUUUUAAAGUGCCCAGGGUAUGUGUGCAAGGACACAUAUUAUUAUAUGGAUUGUACAUGUUGUCUUUUAUGUUUGAACAUUUGAAAGAGUUAAGUCUUAACACAUUCUGAUUUUUAAAAUUUUAAAUCCUGUUAAAACUUUUAUGUAUCAAGAUGUUUCCCUUUAAUUGUAGAACUUGUUUAUACAAAUUCACUCCUUGCUAUAUUUGGAUCCUUUUUAAUAACUAGCAUUUUUGUACUGCUACUUUUUAAUAUAUUGAAAACGUAAAAAGGGGUAUGUGUCUUCUUUUAAAAAAUAUUUUUAUUGAUUUUUAGAGGAAGGGAGAGAGAGGAACAUUGAUGAGAGCAGAACACGGAUUGGUGGCCUCCUGCAUGCUUCCUGACUGGGGCUUGGACCCUAAACACAGUCAUGUCCUGACCUGGAAUCAAAUUAGCAACCGUUCCACGGACAGGACAACACCUAACUGAGCCACGCCUGCCAGGACUCUUCUCUCUCUCUCUCUCUCUUUUUUUUUUUAAUGUCACUAUAGAGACAUUGUACA
Pipistrellus kuhlii (Kuhl's pipistrelle) is the source of this 2368-nucleotide messenger RNA. It is a transcript of the gene RBM7, whose product is annotated as RNA binding motif protein 7. The transcript is spliced from 5 exons. Gene Ontology annotation, molecular function: single-stranded RNA binding. The record is from RefSeq and is a predicted model, not a curated record. The coding region runs from base 1 to 966 and encodes 321 amino acids. Gene Ontology annotation, biological process: regulation of alternative mRNA splicing, via spliceosome. NCBI's taxonomy places the organism in Eukaryota, Metazoa, Chordata, Mammalia, Chiroptera, Vespertilionidae. Gene Ontology annotation, cellular component: nucleus.